Molecule: messenger RNA, 3276 nt
Organism: Chroicocephalus ridibundus (black-headed gull)
Lineage: Eukaryota; Metazoa; Chordata; Aves; Charadriiformes; Laridae
Gene: TNIP2
Product: TNFAIP3 interacting protein 2
Exons: 6
Coding region: 78-1625 (515 amino acids)
Biological process (GO): toll-like receptor 3 signaling pathway; toll-like receptor 2 signaling pathway; cellular response to lipopolysaccharide
Molecular function (GO): K63-linked polyubiquitin modification-dependent protein binding
Source: RefSeq, a predicted model, not a curated record
AUCCUCCUCCCCCCAACAGAGAAGGCGGAAGAGCGAAGCAGCAGCCCCAGCCCUGCCUGGCUCCUCUCCGGGUUUAUAUGCACCUGGGCGGAUUACUGCUGGCCCUGGAGAAGAAAGAGAAGGGGGAGCAGCGUGACCACAGCUCCCCUUCCCCGGCCAUGUGCUCGGUAAGCGAGGCGAGCAGCACGGAGCCCUUGGCGGCCCGCUUCAGGCAGGUGGAGGAGACGCUGGAGAAGCUGCACCGGGAGAACCGGAGCCUGAAGAACAAAGUCCCUCGCUACAACGCGCUCUGCACCUUGUACCACGAGUCCGCGCAGCAGCUGAAGCACCUCCAGCUGCAGCUGGCCGCCAAGGAGGCCACCAUCCGGGAGCUGCGGGCCACCAUCCGGGAGCAGCAGCAGGCGGCGGCGGGCGCCGAGGCGGGGGCGGCGGGCGCAGAGCCGGCCCCCUCGCUGGUGGAGAGCCUGCUGGAGCAGCUGGGGCAGGCCAGGGAGCAGCUGAGGGACAGCCAGCGACUGUCGGCGACGAAAAUGGAAGCGCUGAGCCAGGAAGUACAGAGGUUGAAUCAGCAACUAGAGGAGAAAAAUGGAGAGAUACAGCAAAUGAUAAAUCAGCCUCCAUAUGAAAAGGAGAGAGAAAUCUUACGACUUCAGAAGAGCUUGGCAGAGAGAGAGAAGGCUCAGGCCACCAGCGAUGUUUUGUGCCGUUCACUCACUGACGAAACUCACCAACUUCAACGCAAAUUGGCAUCCACAGCAGAAAUGUGUCAACAUCUGGCAAAAUGUCUAGAAGAGAAGCAAAGAAAAGAGAAGGGGAAUUCAGAUGACCAGAUACCUACCGAAAGAUCUAAUCAGCUUUUAGACAAUGAAACUUCACUUCAAGCUCUUAUCUGCAACCUACAAGAUGAAAACAGGAUGUUAAAACAAAAAGUGGCUCACGUGGAAGACUUAAAUGCAAAAUGGCAGAAAUACGAUGCGAGUAGGGAUGAGUAUGUGAAGCGACUCCACUUGCAGCUAAAAGAGAUGAAGUCACAACUGGAGCAGCAGCAGCACGGUGUAACACCCGCACAAACGAAUUCUGACCUGAUGCACAAGGAGAUAUUCCGGUUAAACAAGCUACUGGAAGAAAAAAUGAAUGAAUGCAUAAAAACAAAGAGAGAAUUAGAAGAUGUGAAGAAGGCUAGCGAAGGAGAUAACGAGCGCAUACAAAUGCUGGAGCAACAGGUCCUAGUUUAUAAAGAUGAUUUCACAUCUGAGAGAUCAGACAGAGAACGAGCACAGAGUAAAAUACAAGAGCUUCAGGCAGAAGUUGCAUGUCUUCAACACCAGCUAGCAAGAAGACAGGACUCAAGAGACACAAGCAGUCAUUUCAGAGUUCACAUUGGUAACCAAAAUCAUAUGUACGUACAGACGAACGUUGAACAUCUACGAGGCAAUAGCCCAGGCCAAACAGGCACGAGAAGAACACCUUCACAGUCUGAACAAGCUUCUCCUCCUGUGGACAAUGGAAACUCAGGAUCUGAGGGCAGGGCACAGGGUGAACUUAGAUGCCCUCAUUGUAUGAGGUUUUUCAGUGAUGAACUCAGUGAUGAAUUCCUCAAGCACGUUGCUGAAUGUUGUCAGUGACCACGUGAUGUGAGGCUUGUAAGUUGAUCACUACUUUAAAGACAGUGAAACUUUGCUCUAUGCAUAUCUCCUACAGUCCUAAACCAGAGACAUUCGAAUGGACAGCUCUUAGGAAUUAGGAGGAUGAACAAUAUCUACCUCUUAUUUGAUUUCACCUUCUCUUGGACUGUAUGAAAUACUUCAAGAUAAAGCAAAGUGCUUUUAUGAAGAAUUAUUUUUGACACCUACAAGGAAGGCAAGCAUAAUGCAAAUUCUACUACAGACUAAACUGGAACCUACAGUGGUAGUUAGCUUCAGAGUGCAGCUUGACUCGUAUUCAAGUCUAAUUCUUGACAGCAGUCUGGAGGCUUGUGAAAAAAAUUACUGAACUUGAAAUUUUCCUCCUCUUCCAAAAAUGCAGGCUGAAGAACGGGGGAGGAGCAUUUUGGCAGAAGAUAGGAAAAACCUUGCUGUGCUUUAUCUGGAUUAAAAGCAAAGUAUUUUCUUGUCUAUUGAGGCUGAACUUUCAGACAUCUCAUCUGAAAAUCCUCGUGUCAACUGAAAUCAGGAGAAGUGAAAAAAACAUGAAAGGGCUGGUUAUUGACUAAAACUAGCCUGUCUUUUUGCACAGAAACAAUGUACAGGGAUAUUUAUUUUUUCUGUGCCGUAAGUAACUAUUUUACACGUUUGUAAAUGUGUAUUUGUGUAAUUAUUGAUUGUAUUCCUAUUUUACCUAGGGAUUAUUUUUAUAAUAAAAGUGAUUGUGCAGUUGCUUUACUACAUUAGUAAAGUGGUCAAAAAUCUCUCUUUCAGUCUAAGUAUUUAAAUGUGAAAUAGUCCCAGUAACUAUACUAAGGGAUAACUAAACGUCAUGUUUCAGAUAUGAGUUAUUUCAUUACUUCAGUGAUAACCAGUGUCCCAGACUAUUUUCAAAUACAUUGAAAAAAAAAUCACUCCUCACUUAUGAGAGGAAGAAUGACCUUUCAGAUGCACAAGAACACAUUUAAUGCCCUACCUUGCCACGCAUCUGUGACGACACCAGUGCUAGCAUAAAUUUCUUCUUAUCCUAUCUACACUGGAGAUAACUUCAGCAAAUGUCAGGGGACUGUUUUCUGAAGAAGUAUCAGAAGUUAAGGUGUACAAAUGUAACAGGGCUGCAGGUUUUUUCAGUCUUGGCUCCAGGUGUUUCUCACCAUGUCAGAGCUGGAGUUAAGGACAGGAUACAAAGUAAAGUCCUAAUACAACCACAACCUUUCAAUAAUUAAAGAAAACUUACUUUGUAUAACAACACUUGUCUUCUGCUUUGCUUCCUUCCCAGUGCUAUACUUUAGGAGGAUAUUUUCCUUGAUAUUUCCUUUUCAUGAUCCUGUUACAGCCCCAAAGGAAGAUGAUGGUUUAUUCCAAUGUUGCCUUGGGUAGGAUUUUACCAAAAAAAAAAAUGCAUGGACCAUUGCAUGCAGUGUGCAGGUGUAAUGGUUCUUAUUAAUCUAAUCUUAAACCGAUUGCAAACCUAUGAUUGAUUACUAGCUUGUUUUUCCCAAUACAACAUGCACAAACAUGCAGAGAUUUUUAUUAUUUUUUUUUCCUUUUUUUUAGCAACCAUUUUAUACAUUGCCUUUUAAGGUCUUGAAGAUCAGAUGCAGCCCACAGAAUAUAGGCUGAGAAACAUGAU